Paramuricea clavata is the source of this 3131-nucleotide messenger RNA. The record is from the annotation of a GenBank genome assembly. Lineage: Eukaryota; Metazoa; Cnidaria; Anthozoa; Malacalcyonacea; Plexauridae.
AUGAAGACAACAGAUGCUAGAAUGACGGCGAAUGCCAUCAAGACCCCAAUACAACCUAUGUCAAAAAAUACUAAGCAUAAAUGUCUCCCAGUAGAUUGGAUGGAGAGGUUGCCUCUCAUAGAAGGAAAACCUAAAUUGCAACCAGUUCAGCGGCCAAAUAAUAUCAGCUGCCCGGAAUCGUAUAAGAAUGAUAAUUAUUUUUUAAAGCUCAAUAGGAAAAAACGGACACGUUUAACACGCAGUCGCUGUCACAAGCAUGCAGGACCGGAUCAAUCACCUGAAGCUUGUCCAUCGCACUAUGAAACGAUAAAAAUGCCGAUUCCGACAAGAAUUACUCAUCGACAACAACUAUUUUCUAAAACCGCGAGCACCACUCCCCACAUUAAUACGCUUUAUUCUGACAGAAGAAGGUCCCAUGAGCCUACGAACUGUAUCAAGAUAUCUACCGAUAUAAAAACGAAUAAACAGACUGUUCCUUCAUUAUUUUUAACUAAUGCUUGUCACAUUCUGAAUAAAAUGGAUGAGCUCAGCUCAGUUGCGGAAAUUAAUGAUCCUGACCUUAUAUGUAUUUCUGAGACCUGGCUAGAUCCCAGCAUAUACGAUGGAGUUAUAUCUAUUGGACCUAACUAUACUCCGUACCGAAAAGAUAGAGGAACACUUGGCGGCGGUUUAAUUACUUAUGUUAAAACUGCAAUACCUUCUAGCCGCUUGUUUGACAUGGAAGAGGAAGGCAAAGAGGCUCUGUGGCUAUUGUUGAAACCACAAAGACUUCCAAGGCCUUUCAGUUGCAUUGUUAUGGUUGCAGUUUAUUAUCCCCCAGGUCAAGCGGCUAUAAAUGAGAUAACUAUGAUUGAUUACCUUAUUAAUGGAAUCGACUUUAUUCUACAAAGCUAUCCCUCUGCUGGAAUUAUAAUCGCUGGAGACUUUAACAAAAUGAAAUUAGGAACAUUAUGUAAUUGUUUUGAUUUGAGGAAAAUUGUUAAGAAACCAACUCGCCAGAACAAUACUUUAGAUCAGAUAAUGACUAAUAUGUCGCCACUGUUUCAAGAAGUGCAACAUCUUCCUCCCUUAGGUCGAUCGGAUCACCAAUGCCUCCUUUUGAAUCCAAAACAUCGGACGAGUACACGCCCAAUAACUAAAACAUUUCGAUCGAUGAAACGUUCAAACUUAAUAGCUCUCGAGCUAAGACUAAGCAGAACUGUCUGGGAUGCAGUAUACGAAGCAGAAGACGUAGAUGACAAAGUCUCAAUUUUCAAUGGAGUUAUUAGUCAAGCUCUAGACGGAUGUAUGCCUCUGAAAUCCAUACGCCUACAUCCCACGGAUAAACCUUGGAUGACUCCGAACAUUAACGCAAAGAUUAAGCUUAGAAAACGGGCUUUUACUCGUGGCAACAUGUCCCAGUAUAAAAGUGCACAAGUAAAAGAUAUGAUUAGGAAAACCAAAUCAAAUUACUAUCAAAAUAAAGCUAAAACAUUCCGCACAUCUGACCCUGCGAAAUGGUACAAAGCAAUUUAUAAUCUGUCCGGAGUAAGUAGUCAGCAUGAAGGCCUAACAGUAAACUCCAUGGGUAGCGAGGCCGCUUUAGCAGAAAAAUUUCAAAUAUCCUUUACUGAACCUUGGAAAGACCUAAUUACAACAAGUAUUCCCCAACUAGAUGAAGUUGAGUCACUUCUCAAAAACUAUCCUCCCCCUCUACCUAGUAUUGGCCAGAUUAAGAGCGUCCUAAAUCACCUUAAUCACUCGAAAGCAACAGGAGCCGAUGGUGUUCCAGCAUGGUUACUUAAACGAUUCUCUAGCGUUCUAGCGCCGAUUGUUCAUGACAUCAUUACGGCUAGCAUUAAACAGUGUAAGUAUCCAAGUCAUUACAAACAUGGCCUGGUCACACCUGUACCUAAAGCAUACCCACCAACUAACGUUGGUAACGAUUUUAGACAAAUCUCUGUUUUGCCACAUAUUGGGAAAAUCCUAGAGAGAGAGUACAACUACAACUCAAUCAAAAUGACAUCACAGUACGUCCCAGUCAACAUGGUUUUACUAGUGGCCGCUCUACUACAUCGGCUUUGAUAUCCAUCACACAGCCAUGGUUUAAUGCUACUGACAAUACCUGCCGUGACAAAGCAGGCAUCCAUGCCCUCUUUAUCGACUUUAAAAAAGCCUUUGAUCUAGUUGAUCAUGGGAUCCUGUUGAAUAAACUUGCAUUGAUGAAUGUUAAUAAAAGCUUCUGGUUGUGGGUCAAAAGCUUCUUAUCUGGUAGAACUCAGCAGGUCAAGAUAAAUCAAACACUUUCAUCGAUCGAGGGUUGCCCAGCUGGAGUACCGCAAGGAUCUGCUCUUUCGCCGACUUUAUUUAAUAUCCACAUUGACGACUUAGAUACGAGUGUUCCUGAAGAUCUUGAGGUGAGCACAUAUAAAUAUGCCGAUGACUGCACACAAAGCGAAUGCAUCAUGAAGGGAGAGUGUAGCAACAUGCAGAAAGUCUUAGACUCCGUUCAGAACUGGUCAAACGCUAAUAGAAUGAAGUUGAACGCAAAGAAAACGAAAGAUAUGUGGAUUUGCUUUGGGAAAUCUAUCCCACAGCCUCCCAAUCUUUAUAUCGGGGAUGUUAUGAUCGAAAGAGUUAAUUCAUUCAAGUUACUUGGUGUUAGCUGUCAAAGUAACAUGAAAUGGAAUUCUCACAUCAAAGAAAUUACUCGUAAGGGAAACAGGAGACUGUGUCAUCUAAGGCAGUGCAGGAAGGCUCACCUUCCUACUGAAGUAGGAUUGGCAACUUACUGCACCAAAAUUCGUCCACUGCUUGAAUAUGCCGCACCAGUUUGGGGUGGCCUACCUCACUAUUUAGUGAACGACCUUGAGCGUAUUCAAAGGAGAAGCUUACGUAUUAUUGGUUUACCGGUCGAUACACUUCCCCCGCUUAGUGAGAGAAGAGAUAAGCUAACUCUUCGAGAAAUGGAGGCAAUUACUCAGGACGUAAACCAUCCCUGUCACCACCUUGUCCCUAUCGCACAGAAGCAUGACUAUUCCACUAGAACUAAAGAAAGAGGUUCUAAUGUAGGUCGCAUUAUUUCCAGAACCGAAAGACAUAAAUCAUCGUUUAUGCCUCGUGAAAUUAAACUUUUUAAUAAUAAACUUUAA